Penicilliopsis zonata CBS 506.65 is the source of this 7876-nucleotide messenger RNA. RefSeq lists its product as hypothetical. The record is from RefSeq and is a predicted model, not a curated record. Lineage: Eukaryota; Fungi; Ascomycota; Eurotiomycetes; Eurotiales; Aspergillaceae. Gene Ontology annotation, biological process: mRNA export from nucleus; mRNA processing. Gene Ontology annotation, cellular component: THO complex part of transcription export complex. Gene Ontology annotation, molecular function: mRNA binding. The coding region runs from base 132 to 7742 and encodes 2536 amino acids. The transcript has 3 exons.
CCUCCUCUUCGGGCCGUGACCACACUGUCAUGGCUCCAGUGGGCAAAAGGAAGCGAGGAGAUCGUUCGUGGUCCGGAGAUUCGGGUGCCGACAGCCCCAGGCCUUCGCCUCAUCGUCCAGGAACGCUCAACAUGGCGCAGCACACCUCUCCGCGGGACUACGGUGACUCGCGCGGCGGAAGGGGCCACCGUCAGUCGGUGAGGGGCGGCCGCAAUGGUUUUGGUGGUGGUCAGAGGCCUGGUGAGGUGGGAGGUGGUGCCGUUGCGGCGGGUUCGGCCAUUGCCCCCGUGAAGGAGAGCUCAGAGCCCUUGAACACCAACGGCCUGCCCUCGACGCCGGUACACCACCAGCCGUCCCCUUCACCGAUGCCAGCUGUGUCGCAGCAGCAGAAACUGCAGCAGCAGCAGAAUCUACUUCUAUCGUUCGCCCAGAUACCUCCCUCCCAACUACCGCCACCGCCGCCCGCUCCAAAUUUCCCCUACGACUACGAGUAUGUCACGGACAGCAUUGUAGAGAAUUGGUCGGCUACAGGGAAGCAGGAGCUGGUUGAGAAUGGUGCGGCUGCUAGGAAGGAUCAGGAUGGUCUCAGACUGGCCUCUUUCUAUCAAGAACUGCUUCGAUCCGGUCUCUACGGCCGCUUACCUCCCGCAGAGGUCGGAUCAGCCGUGAAGGAAGUCAUCGGUGAAGAGAUUGCAUCCGAUGAUGUGGACAUGACCGGUGACGAUCAAACCCCAGCCCUUCCUCUACCACUUCUUGACCCUCGUGCCCUCUUUCUUGAUACCCUUUCUAUCCUAACCGACUCGGACACGACGAACCCUCUACUUAGGCCGCUCGUCUUUUCCACCGGCAUUUCGCCUGCCUUGAUGCGCCUGCAGCUCGACACGCCAUUGCUCCAAUCGCUGGGUCUUGUUCGAGAGACCUUUGCCCGGAUGGGCAUCCGCAAGCAGACCAACCUGUUAUACCGGCAAUCGAAUUACAAUCUGUUGCGUGAGGAGUCGGAGGGCUACUCGAAACUUCUCACAGAGCUGUUCACGACCAGCAACAACGAACCCCCCUCGAGCGAUGUCGUGGAGGAGACCUUUGAGCGUGUCAAGGCGAUGAUCGGUGCCUUCGACAUGGAUGUCGGCCGUGUGCUCGACGUCACCCUCGAUGUUUUCGCCGCCGUGCUCGUCAAGCAGUAUCGCUUUUUCGUCAAACUCCUUCGUGUCAGCUCGUGGUGGCCCAAGGAGGAUCUCUUCCGCGAUACGGACGGCACCAUGCGAAACUCAGGCCUCCCCAACUGGGCUUUGCCGGGUUCCCCAGGCUGGGCAACCACGGACGAUGAUCGCGCGGAGAUCACCCUGGCAAACGAGCAGCGUGACGUGGAGUUCUGGCACCGAGUCCGAGCCAUUGGCAUACGCGCGUUUUUCGAGAUUGGCCAUAGGCCCCUCUCGGAAGAGGAGAGAAAGCAGUAUCUUACCGCCGACGCUACCAAUCUGUCCGACGAGGAGCUUGUCACCCGCAAGUGGAUUGAAGAAACAGGUACCCUCCCGUCCAAGGGGAACCGAGUGGCCGCACAGCUGCUUGGUUUCAAACUCAGAUUCUACUCUUCGCCCGCCCGCAGCAAGUCAGACGUUCUCCCGGACAACCUCAUCUACCUGGCUGCCCUGCUGAUAAAAGUCGGCUUUAUCUCCCUUCGCGACCUGUAUGCCCACCUGUGGCGCCCGGACGAUCUUAUGGAUGCUCUGAAGGAGGAGAAGAUGAAAGAGAAAGCAGAGCGGGAACGAGCGGCGCGGCCCGGUGGUGGCGUCAACGCCCUCAUGAUGGCUGGAGCUUUAUCAGACGAUACCUUACCUAUCCCUCGCGUACGGGAUAGCGAUGCCCGAUCUACCACCCCUCUCAAGGAGGCUGAAGGCGACAGAUCAUCCGUCGCCGCCGCCGCCGCCAAGGAUCAGGAAAAGGAAGAACUUCCCGAACCCGCUGAUCAAAAGGUCAUGCUGUUGAAGAGUCUACUGGCUAUCGGCGCCAUCCCAGAAUCACUCUUUAUCCUAAGCAAAUUUCCCUGGCUGAUGGAGGCUUACCCCGAACUCCCCGAAUACACCCAUCGCAUCCUGCACCAUUGCUUAAGCAAAGUGUAUGCCGCCCUUCGCCCUCUCCCUUCAGUCGAUGAGCUCCGCGAGCAAAGACAGAUUCCCAGUACAGACCAGUCCGGCGUGGGCAAGGGAAAUAUCCGGCUUAGUCAAGCGCCACCGAGGAGAGUGCUUCGAUGGGCCCAGCUUGAUAAGGAAGACACCAAUGAUGGGACGGACUAUCGCUUCUAUUGGGACGACUGGGCCGACAACGUGCCUGUCUGUCAGACGGUCGAUGAUGUCUUUGCGCUCUGUUCAUCCCUCCUCAAUCUGUCGGGGCAUAAGAUCGGGCAAGAUGCCAGUCUCAUGACCAAGCUGGCGAGAAUCGGAAAGGACAGCCUCAGCAAGGACUCUUCUCCGGAGAACAGAGCACGCUGGCAAGAUCUCUGCAAGCGUAUCUUGGUCCCCUCGAUCAGCUUGACCAAGGCAAACCCUGGUGUUGUCAAUGAAAUAUUUGAUCUGAUCAGUUUUUUCUCCCGCGACAUUCGAUACAACAUGUACGCCGAGUGGUACUCCGGGCAAACUUCGAGGUUACCCGACAUCAAAUCCGCCUUCGACCAAGCCAGAGCCGAGACAAAGGACGUCCUCAAGCGACUCAGCAAGACGAACAUCCGCCCCAUGGCGCGUGCGCUGGCCAAGAUUGCCUAUGCAAACCCCGGCAUCGUCAUCAACGUUGCCAUCAGCCAGAUCGAAUCGUACGAGAACCUGAUCGAGGUGGUCGUGGAAUGUGCCCGAUACUUUACUUACCUAGGCUACGACAUCCUGACGUGGUCGCUCAUCAGCUCCCUCGGCCAAAAGGGACGCAGCCGUGUCCAAGAGGGCGGGCUGCUGACCAGCCGUUGGCUGAACGCGUUAUCCACUUUUGCAGGCCGGGCUUUCAAGCGGUACUCCGUCAUGGAUGCCACCCCCCUGCUACAGUAUGUCGUGGAGCAGCUCCAGCAGAACAACUCCACCGACCUCAUUGUCUUGGAGCAGAUGAUCAGCUCCAUGGCAGGCAUCAUUACGGACACCAACUUUAACGAUGCUCAGAUCCAAGCCAUGGCAGGUGGCGAAACCCUCCAAUCUCAGACCAUCCUGCAGCUACUAGAUAAGAGACACGAAUCCAAGACGACAUCGCGCCGCCUCAUGAAAUCCCUGACGAGUUCGAAACUUGCUGGCCAGUUGCUGAUUGCUAUUGCGCAAGAGCGGCUGACGUGCAUCUUCAAGGAGUCCGAGGGGGCCGAUGAAUUGAAGCUCCUAGGAAAUAUCUUUGAUGAGAUUCACCGCAUCCUCACGCAGUAUCUAGAUCUGCUCCGCAGCAAUCUGUCCGUAAGCGACUUCGACACGUUUGUUCCUGAUCUGUCUGCAUUGAUCCAAGAGUUCGGUAUCCAGCCGGAGAUUGCGUUCUGGAUUCGGCGGCCCAGUUUAGCUUGGAAGAUAUCAGAAGCCGAACGGGUAAUGCAAGAAGAGGAGGAAGUCUCCUCCUCCUCCUCCUCCACCCUGACCAAGGAACAUGUCACUAUGAAUGACAAAGACGUUUCUGUGGAUAAUAAGGAAGAAGAUGGCGCCGUGAAAGCUGAGGAGGCUAUGGAGUCGGCGCCGUCACCAAACCCUACCGAACCUAUCGAGGAGGAUGGGAUGGUGAUGGUUGAGAUUGGGAAGAAACCUACCAUGAAGGAGACUGAUGAUGCCAUGGAGGUCGACAAGGAAGAGAAUGACGAGCCAGAUACUGCGACGGACUUCAUCAGUGGCCGCGCUGUCGAUAAACCAACAACAACAGCAACAACAACAACAACAACAACAACAACAACUUCUACCGGGCCUUCGACUGCCGAUGUACCAUUCCCUCCCAUGAACCCUGUGAUGCGGGAUUUGAUCGAUCAAGUGAGAAAUGUGCUCCCGCAGGAGGUAUGGUCUGUCGUUGGCUUGCAUUUCUAUGUCACUUUCUGGCAGCUUUCGCUUUACGACGUGCACAUUCCUCAGAAAGCAUAUGAAGACGAGAUUGAGCGCCAGAAGAAGAAAGUCAUUGCAAUUGGCAACGAUCGGUCCGAUAUCAGUAUGGCGGGCACGCAACGGAAAGAAAGAGAGAAGAAGCAGAUCACUCAGCUACAGGAACGGAUCCUGGAAGAGAACAAGAUGCAUCUCAAGCUGUACGGCCAGACUAGGACCAAACUGCAGAAGGACAAGGAUCGCUGGUUCGCCGGCAUGCGGGGCAAACACGACGCCCUAAACGUCGCCCUGCUGGAGCAGUGCUUUCUGCCUCGUCUACUCCUCUCACCCAUCGACGCCUUUUACUGCUUCAAAAUGCUCAAGUUCCUCCACUCUUCGGGGACCCUGUAUUUCCGAACGGUUGGCUUCCUGGACCAACUCUUCCGGGACCAGAGGCUCACGGCCCUCAUCUUCCAAUGCACGUCCAAGGAAGCCGACAAUCUCGGUCGUUUCCUCAAUGAGAUUCUCCGAGAUCUGAGCCGGUGGCAUGCAGACAAAUCUGUCUACGAGAAGGAAGCCUUCGGAACCAAGAAGGAUCUCCCUGGAUUUGCCAUGGCGGUGGACGCGGAAGGCAAGCCAUACACCUGGCUGGAUUACGAGAAUUUCCGCCGCCUGCUGUACAAAUGGCACCGGCUCCUCGCCACCUCGUUGAAGACCUGUCUGAACGGCGGCGAGUACAUGCACAUCCGCAACGCAAUCAGUGUCCUCAAGGCCAUUGUUCAAUACUUCCCCGCCGUUAAUUGGAUCGGCCGGGAUAUGCUGACCAGUGUCAAUAACCUGAGCCAAAACGACGAGCGAGACGAUGUCAAGACCCCGGCUGCCUCGUUAAUCGGGGACCUGAAUCGCAGAGAAAAGAAAUGGCUCCUGCCACAAGCAUUUAUGAUCAAUGAAUCUCCAGCUGGGGAUCGUAAUGCUGCUGGCAAGCCUCGCACGCCACUGCCCCAGACAUCCACUCAGUCUGCCCUCAACGCUGCGGCACCCGAGUUCAAACCUCCAGAAGCGAAUGGCGUUUCGAAACCGGAAGCCGGUGGGAAAAUUGAAGUAGAGGACGGCGAGAUUGAGGAUGCGAAGAUGACAGAUGCACCAAGCAAAUCUGUUGAAGAAACAAAGCAGGUCUCAAUGACAAAACCAGAGACCGGUCCGCAACACGCCGACUGGACUGCUGAAAAGCCUGCGUCGUCUACGGCAAUCGAAGGGGGAGGACCGUCUGUCGAGAAACCACCAGUCUCCGAGCUUCAAACCGAACCGGAUGUUGCUUCACGUUCCCAGACCUCGCUUUCUUCACCGCGAUCGCGGACGAGCUCCCGCCCUCCAGAGCCCAACCGGCAUCUUCACCCGUCCAGACGGGCCGAGGUUGACAGGACCUCAUCAGGGAACACAAACGUGCGACCUUUGCCCAACCGACCGCUGAGACCGAGUGACGCACGUCCACCGAUGCGUCCUGACUUGCUUGAAGAUCGACGGGAUCGACAUUCUGACUAUGGUCGAGGCGGGCGCUAUGGUGAGCUUGACCACGAUCCCACGGGCGAUUCGCGCAGCCAUGGGCGUCUCAAUGACCGCUCUACAGAUCGUGACAGGCUAGAGCUGCCGAAUCGACCUGGGGAUGAAUCCUUCCGCGGACCAGCACACCGUGGGGACGGUCGAGGACCACCAAGAGAUCCUGACUGGCCAGAGCGACCAGGUCGUCUGCGGCCUCAGUCCGAGCUUUUCCAGGAGCGGACUGCCCGCGACGCACCCGCACCUCUUCGACCCGUAUCGUCGACCCAUGCAGAUCGAUCAGAUACCAGACGCAGCGAGCACCCUGACCGAGUCUCUUCUUUCAGGGACGGUGAUGGCGGCCGACGUGGCGAGCCGUUGCGAUCCGACAAGGAUGACCGCCGAUCUCUCUCUUCUCGCACCGCGACACCCCCGCGAACCGAGCUGUCGAACCGUGCGGAACGAUUCGCAUCUGACGACCGUCGGUCUGCCAACUAUCCACCGCGUCACGAUGACCUCCCUACGGGACCCCGUGGCGAGCGGUCUGGACGAGGCGGAUUCCAAGAUGACCUGGCAGCUUCGGGACCGGACUUGAAUCAUGGACGGUUGCGUCCUCCUCCAGAACCGCCUCUCGGCAACGAGAUUCCCUCGGGCCCUCGAGGCAGGAACAUGUCUGGGCGCGGAGCUGGCGGACGCAAUGCGUCUGGACCCAGUGGUGCAGGGGGUAACAAUAACAAUAACAAUAAUAAUAACAACGCCAACAACGCCACAACCACCCCUGGCCCUGCUGCUUCUGAACGUCACCCACCGACGGGGCCAUCCAGCCGACCUGGCAUGGGGCGCAAUGCUCCCGAGGCGUCGUCGACAGGGUCUUCGACGGCGGAUAGUAGCGGCAUCCAUCCCGACCGGCUUAAGGCGAUGAUGCAAGAUCAACACCUACAAGGGCCGCCGCCCCCUCCGUUGUCAGCGGCUCCGCCGUCUGGACCGCGCGGGGGAUCAUCAGGAGGCCCGUCACCUGUUGUGGCUCGGGGCCCGCCGUCCGGUCCUGGCUUUGGUGAACGAGGACGCGGGGACAAGCGGUUUUCGAGUCUGAAUAAUGUCCUUCAACAAUCUGGUGGGCCAUCUGGUGGACCAUCUGGUGGACCAUCUGAACGUGGAAGUGGUGGCGGUGGAGGGGGUCCUUCAAUACGCGGGCGAGGUGCCAAUCGACAGUCAGACGGAAUGAACGUGUCCUUCUCAUCAACGGGUCGACCGCAGACUGCAUCGGGAGGUGGGAAUCUUGACGAGAGCAACCGUACGUCCAGCCUACCGAACCGACCGGAUCUCUUCGCCGGUCGAGCUUCUGGUGGUCUUCCUCCUCAUCCCCCGCCUCCUUCAUCUUCUUCUACUACUAUCCCUACGACUUCUACUUCCCACGCGGAUGAAGGUAAUCGCGGUCGAGGCCGAAUGUCUACUGGUCGGGGCGGAGAUAUCUUGGACGAAGGCAGUGGCGGUGGUGGUCGGCCGCCUCGCCACUCCGGCUCGUUUCCACAUGACCGGGAUCGCGACCGAGACCGCGAGCGCCGUGGUGGCGGGGACGACGAGGGUCCACGUGGUAGCAGCCGACGCGAGGAUUAUCGUGACCGCAACCGGGAUUCCCAUCGCGACCAGAGUCGACGUGGUGAAGACGUUAGUGGUGGUGGAGGAGGAGGAGGAGGAGGAGGAGGAGGAGAUGGAGGACAUUCUGAUGGACGAGAAAGCGGUUCCCGACGGGGCCCUGGUACUCGCGAGGAGAACCGACGACGUGACCGCCGGGAUCGAGAUGGAGGAGCAGCAGCAACAACAACAACAGGAGGUAGUGGUGGUCCUGGUGGUCCCGGUGGUAGCUCCGACGCGAUGGCGCACAACAACUACGAGAGCAGUGAGGGUCGCCUACGACCUCCGUCAUCGCUGGGUGGAGCUCCGCACCCUCCGCCGCCGCCGCCGCCUCCUUCAUCUGGCGGAAUGGCCGGCGGGGGAUUGGAAGAUGACCGUCGCUGGGGGGGACGGGAUCGCAACCGAGACCGAGAAUAUAACCGGGAUGGGGGAGGAGGCAGCGGGACACCGCACCGCAAACGAGGACGACCGAACGGCGAGGAGAACAGUGCUGGACAUACGGGGGGGGCGAUACGGGGGGGGAAUGACAGCAAACGGCCUCGACGGGGAGGUUAAACCGGAGAAUGUCAAUGGUCAAUGGACAGAAUGGUCCGAAAUGAUCGGUGGAUAUGAUAUGUACCCUACUCUCUCUCUCUCUCUCUCUCUCUCUCUUUUCUAUUGUUCCAUCUCCCAGUUGAGCAGCUUCGCAG